Grosmannia clavigera kw1407 is the source of this 1002-nucleotide messenger RNA. Its product is annotated as NAD dependent epimerase dehydratase family protein. Bases 1 to 1002 code for a protein of 333 amino acids. Lineage: Eukaryota; Fungi; Ascomycota; Sordariomycetes; Ophiostomatales; Ophiostomataceae. The transcript has a single exon. Gene Ontology annotation, molecular function: oxidoreductase activity, acting on the CH-OH group of donors, NAD or NADP as acceptor. The record is from RefSeq and is a predicted model, not a curated record.
AUGUCCGAUUCUCUGGCCUUCAUCACUGGCACCUCUGGCUUCAUUGGUGCACAGGUUCUGGCGCUUGCUCUGGAGGAGGGCUAUCGUGCGCGCCUAAGUGUGCGGCGUGAGGCCCAAAUUGCCGACAUUCGUUCGCGGUACCCAGACCACGCCAGCAAGCUCGAGUUUGUUGUCAUCCCUGAUCUCACCGACCUUUCCGCGCUCAAAGAUGCAUUGAAGGGUGUCGAGUACAUCAUCCACGUGGCGUCGCCGAUGCCCAGUCAGACGGCGACCGACCUGAAGAAGGACUACGUCGACCCGGCUGUCAAAAACACGACGAAUGUUUUAGACGCCGCGGCUGUGACGCCUACUGUGAAGCGUGUAGUGAUCACCGCAUCGGCUCUGUCGGUUAUUCCGCAGGGUGGUCUCGCCAAGCCAGGAGUUGUGGCAGAGGAGGGAACGAACCGCAACUGGAAGCUCGAUGAAGACACUGCCAACGCAGACCCUUCCGGUUUUGACAAGUACUACAUCUCAAAGCUUCUUGCGCACCGCGCAACAUUGGACUGGGCUGAGGCUCACAAGAGCAGCAGCCUUGAGGUUGCUUCGGUGCUGCCUAGCUUCGUCAUCGGAACUGAUCUGACGCAAAAGGGACUGACUUUGCAAGGAGUGAACGGAUACUUCUGGACCUCGCUCGGGCUGGAGAAGCUGCUAAUUCUACCCAUGGUGGUAGAUGUGCGCGAUGUUGCAGCUAUUCACGUGCGUGCUCUGAAGAUGAAAGCGCUGACACCCGGAGCGGUCACGGAGUUCAUCGCUGAUGGGCAUCACACGACAUGGGAAGAGAUUCUCGGCUUCCUUAAGAGCAAGUACCCAUCGGUAGAGAUUAAACUGGUGGCGCCGUUCCCAGAGGCGAUUCUGUCAGACACAACUCGGGCUGAACGUGACCUUGGCAUUAAGUGGCACGCUGUGAGCGACCUGGUUAGCAGUGUUAUGGACCAGCAGCUGGAAAAGCAGGCCAAGGUAUAG